AUGACACUCAUCAAGGUUACUGCUUCAAAGCCCUCAAAGGCCAAAUGGGGCUGCAGGAAAUCAUCAGAAAGCUCACACCGCCUCAAUACAUAUCUCCAGAGUGACCCAACCGUCACCGAGAGGUUGUUGAACAAUUCCGACCUCGAUGGGAUAUUGGGCCGGAUUGGCAGCCUGCAGGCCGAAGUGAAUGCGCUGGCGCAAUCAUCCCGCGGGUCUCCCUCACCAAGCUCUGGAAGCGCCGACAGUCGAUAG
Molecule: messenger RNA, 252 nt
Organism: Neurospora tetraspora
Lineage: Eukaryota; Fungi; Ascomycota; Sordariomycetes; Sordariales; Sordariaceae
Exons: 2
Coding region: 1-252 (83 amino acids)
Source: RefSeq, a predicted model, not a curated record